CCCCCCCCCCCCCCUCCCCGCGUCGUUGGCGAUGGAGGAGGACGACCAACAAAGCACUGGUGCCGUGGUUUCUCAUCGACAGCAGCAGCAGCAGCAGCAGCAACAACAGCAGGCUCGUCGCAGCAACAGCGCUAAUACUAUUAGUAAUCACCCACUUGCAAUCGGUAACGCUCCUGCUGCUGCCGCGACGGAGGCGUGCAUUGCGCCGGGGCAUGAUGGGAGCGACGAGCUGCAUCAUCACCAGGUGGUUCAGGUGGUGGUGAAUGACAACCCCCAAGAUCAUGACCACGAGCACGAGCAUCACCACUUGCACCACCAGCACCACCAGCACCACCACCACGGGCACCACCCGCACCACCACCAUCACCAGGAGGAUCACCACCUCUCGUCGCCCGGGUUGCCGCCCCCGCUGGAACUGCGUGACUCCGACCCCGAUCUUGACGACGUGGAGGGUAUUGUGGGGGGUGGGGAUAAUAAUACGGACAGCCCUUUGCUGAAGUCCAACGCCGGGCGGGAGCCUGCCACUGAGUGGAGCGAGGCCGCAACCGCUGUGCUAAUUUCCGCUUUCAGGGAGAAAUUCCAUGCCUUGGAUCGCAACAACUUUCGCAGCAAAGAUUGGGGUGAGGUUGCGAAACAAGUGAACACCCAUUGUGCAAAUGAAAAGGCGCCUAAGACACAGGAGCAAUGCCGUAUGAAGGUCGACAGUUUAAAGAAACGAUACCGUCAGGAGAAAGACAAAUUGGCUGGUAAUGUUCCUUGCAAAUGGCCAUGGUUUGAGGCCUUGGAUGAGCUAAUAGGAUGCAGUCCUAAACAGUCACGCAUAGGAUCUGCUCGGAAGCAGGCACGCUUUGCUUCUUCUCCUUCUCCCCGGACACCAGGUGGUAUGCCCGGUGGCUAUUUUGGAGGUGUUUCUCCUAGCGUCUACCUGAAGAAAAAACUAGCAAGGGUGGUUAGUCUGCAAGACUCUAUCGGACAAUUGCAAAUGGCGGGCACUUUGGAAGACAACAUUGAGGCAUUGCUCCAGAAUUUCUUGGAAGAGGAGACUGUUCGAGAUUUUGCGAAGAAAUUAGCUUCCAGCAAGUAUACCGUAGCUACAUUGCUGGAGAUGUCAGAGAGGGAGCUUGAUGAGAUCAUGUCUGAAGAGUUUCCAGAGGCUGCAAGGGGGGAGAGGAGAGGAUUCAAGGCGGCUAUCUGGUCCAGAAAGCGUAAGCUUACCCAAGACUGUGGCGACGAUCUCGACAUGGUUAAUGCUAGUGGGUCGAUUAUGGAGACUUCGGACAAUUUUGCGAAAAAGGAGAAGAAGUCUGGCUCAUUUGUCCGGUGAUAUAACUCCUGACAGUUCAUUCUUCUGUUCAUUAUCCUGGAAGUGCCUGGCCGUUGGACCUUUUUUGUAAGGCUUCUGGCAUUUCAUUGUUGUAUGUAUCAUGGCUGCUGUAUGUUAAACGAUGUAGCAUAAGGUUUCUUACUUAAAACAAACUUUUUUUGUGACCUUCUCACUUCUUUUUGUCGAUUCGUAAUGGAAAGUUUGCCACUUGCAAAUUUCUCGCUACAUUUUCUCA
Molecule: messenger RNA, 1559 nt
Organism: Physcomitrium patens
Lineage: Eukaryota; Viridiplantae; Streptophyta; Bryopsida; Funariales; Funariaceae
Source: RefSeq, a predicted model, not a curated record